Corylus avellana is the source of this 3115-nucleotide messenger RNA. NCBI's taxonomy places the organism in Eukaryota, Viridiplantae, Streptophyta, Magnoliopsida, Fagales, Betulaceae. The record is from RefSeq and is a predicted model, not a curated record.
CCCGUUGUCUGAAUCUCUCUCUCGCUCUACUUCCACUUCCACAAGGUCCAAAGCUGAAAGCACAAUGGCGCUCUCCCGUCCCCUUCUUCCAAAACCAGGCCUUCAGCUUCAUUUGCGCAAGAUAGGGCAAUCGUCAAAAAGAUGGUGUUCUUCUUCAUCGCCUUUAUCAAGCGGAGGGACAGAGCAGUCAUCACAUCCAAAGGAGGCGGCGAGGGAGCAGAGGGCAGUGGCUACGGAACCGGACGUGAAGAAAUGUCGAGUCCAUGAAGCAUGGACAUGCUGCAGGGGUGGAAUCUUCAAGUAUCAAACAUGGUCAGGGCACUAUAUGCACCUGACAUGUCUCAGAUAUGUAUUCUUAUGCAUCCAAAUAGAAGUUACUAAUUUUGGGCUGGACAUGGGUUGGAUACGACUUGAAAACACCAUGGACCCGGUCCGGACACAUCAAACACAGAUUUGUCACUUCAUGUCAGGAAACGGAACAAAUAUGGAAAUGCAACCAGGUCUCUUACCAAAAGCAACACAACUUCGAAACAGAGUCGGGGGAUCAUGGAACGCUAUGAAACGCAUUUUUACUAAUUUAAAGGUAAAGAUGCUGUGGAAUCAAGUCACCAGCGAAACAUCAGAUUCUGCCGCUGAUAAGCCAGCAUUAAAGGUUCCCAUACCACAGAACAGUUCACGUAAUACUGAAUUUGGUGAGCCGGAAAGUAAACUUCAGACAUCUGAAACUAUAGUGGAUUCUAAAAUUAGCAAGGAGAGGAUUUCAACAAGUGUAGAAUCCCAUUUAAUUGGAGAAAGCUCUUCCAGGGAUGUGGCUGAUGCAACAGCUUCUGAGACUAACAAUACUAGUAGUUGGCCAACAAGAACUGAGCCUGGGGACCCUGAAAGUAUAGUUAGAUCAUCAGGAGCCAUAAGUGGGCUAUCACAUAUGCGGGGUGAAAUUGCUUCUGAAGAUUUGGUAAACAUGACAGCUCCUGAGGUUAGUAAGGUGCAUAUUAGUCCAAAUAAUUUUAAAUUAAGUGAGACAGGAAGUGCAGUUCAAUCAUCAGAAGCAUUUACAGAUUCUCAAGUUUAUGAGAAAAAUUAUUCAGUAAAUGCAUCUUCCAAUAAAAUGAGGGAAAACUCUUCAGGUGAUCAAGCGGAAGGUGAGCUUGAAAAUGGGCACAGGCUGCUUGAGGGACUAUCCAGCAUACUAGGGGACAUAAAUCAAAACUCAGAGCCUGAGCACCUUACUUGCUCCCAUCUGUUACCAGACGAAGCAUCUAGAACAUUGCAAAAAAAUGGUGCAGAUGGAGUGACUUUUGGAGAUAGAAGUCGUCAGCAUGACAAGAAAUCUGCCACUUUUGUUCAAAUACCAGAUGCCAACUCUGAUUUGGGUGAAGUUGAUACAUCUAAUGGUGCCCCCAAGGUCACAGGCUUGCCACACUUGUUUAUAAAGAUGAAGAACGGCCAAUCAGCAGGAGAAAUGCCUUGUAAACAGAGCAAUUUUUUAACACCCAAUGCAUUUUCGGAAUAUUCAGAUGAAACAUUAGGGGAAGAUGGACCAAAAGGUUUUGAUAUUAAAGGUCUAAUUGACUGCAUCAAGGAGCUGCCUAGAGAUCGAUCAGUUGUUAAAUCUCAUGACAGUUCUAUCUGCAGUAAUACUAAGCAAGUCAGUAGUAGAGGCUUAGUUAAAAGGACAGAACCUGGGGUUGAUUUGCAAGAUUGCGAUGCUAAAAAUAGACGAGCUUUGUUGAAAAGCCAUGUUAUGGGCAAAGAAAGUAAAAUGUUGAAUGAGACUGAAGAAGUGCCAUGUAUGGAUAUUCCAUUCGGGACACAUAGUGAGUUGUGUGAGGAUGAGCAGGAUGGCAGUGUGGAUUUUGCAGCCUCUAAUGACACAGCGUCAAAUCCAAUUCCACUGGUUCCUGUUCUAGCUAACACAGAAGACCUAGAUAAUAUCCCAGCAACAGACUCAACAAAAGAAAGAUCCAUAGAGAACAAAGUAUUGGUUAGAUUUUUAAUGACGAAACUGGAUAACACUUAUAUUAUGUCUGCAUUUAAGGAUUGUGGGUCCAUUGCAAAGAUACAAAAACUUCCCUCUGUUCAAGGGAGCAUCUUUGAAGAUGCCUACGUGCAUUUUAAGACAAGGAAAGCAUUGCAGAAAGCUCUCAAGAAAACUGAUCUGAUGGUAAAUUAUGAAGAUGUGAUUGUGGAAGCAACUUCUUUUAUGGAAGAUGCCCCUACUAGGAUUCCCAUUCCUGAGCUAAUUGGUGAUCCUGACGUUCCUGCUGCAUUGAUUAGGAAUCCCAUCAGAACAGCGAAAAUUAAACAAUUGACUCAUGAUAUUAGCUCAUGUCAGCUGCAAGAAGCUCUUGCUUUCUGCAAAAGUGGCAUAUCCAGCUUUUCCUUGGGUUCCUCAAAUUCUGUUGCUUACGUAGAAUUUGAGACUGAAGACGCCAAAGAGAGGGCAAUUGCAAAACAUUCCAUAUGUGUGUCGGGGAAGAAGCUAUUGGUCUUUAGAAUUGAUGCACCAAGGACGACAGUGGUACGCAUUUCGAACAUUAACGGCACAAAUCCGAGGAUGGAGACCAUAUGCAAUUCUUUUGGGGUGGUCAAGAACGUAUUAAAGAGACAUGAGGGAACCGUUGAUGUGCAUUUCAAGCUCUGUGAAUGGCCUAACAUGUUAAGCAUUCUCAACAGUUUGAAUGGAAAGGUAGUAGAUGGCCACCAAUGGGUUGCUCAGCCUGCUCCUGUAUUUCCACCAGAAGUCCUCCAGGCCCUGUGGAGUCAGCCGGACGGAAGAAAACAUGUCAUAGCAGCUAUUCACAGUUUACUGCAAAACCUUGGAGGUCCUAUAGAUAUGGUUGAACUCACUGAUCUUACAGCCAGAUAUUAUGGUGAUGGACAGACUGAUUAGUCGUUGCAAAUUUUGAUAUAGUUUAUAAAGGUGGCUAACAAUGUUGCGUGGACAAAAAUUCAUUUUCAUUAGAAUUUUUCCUCGUUAAUUUAGAUUUAGAUAUAGCAGAUUAAUGCUGACGUACCCCUCACAGUUGCUUUAGCAAAUCAUGUGUGUAAAGCUGCACAAAGUAUUAUAUUGGAACGAUUAUGGCAAUUGAAAGAUUUACUGAUUAUUUAGAAA